AGGAAGCACCGGAAGUUACGUUACUGGCGCGAAAAACUACAAUAAAGCUAGUUGUUGGUAAAUGUUGACUUGAUAGCAGCACAGCGGCUCCACUGGGAGUGAAGUUAGCCAAGUCCGUCCUUCGGGACCGACAGUAGAGGCAUAUCAAGUACGCUGGUUCAUGAUGAGUUUGCCGUUUUAAAGCCGUUUUAACGUUAACUAAGUCCAGAUGACAACUAAGAGUUCAGUUUGAUUUCUGUCAAUGUCACAAACCGGCUGUAUUUUUCUGGGUUAGAUCAUUACGAGGAGCUAACGGUGAGUAUACAGGCAUGUUCUCACCAGAGGCCUCUGCGGAGAUCAGCUGUUUACUCCGUAUCAACCCCAAACAUGACGUCUUUCUCUGCCUCUGUCACAGUUCAACAUGUCUAAAGGAGAUCGGGUUGGCUUCAUUGUGAAGUUUGUGGAAAGUAAGGGGAAGAAAUCCGAGUUGGCUGUCAAGGCAUACGAGGUAAGAUCUCUUAAUCUACUAUUUUUUCUUCUGUUUCUACCCAUUAGAAUCUAAUGUGGAGUCACCAAGUCAACUCCAUGCCAUGUAUUUGUUCUGCUCAGUUACUAAACCAGGUGCCUUCACUAAUUAGCUCACCUUCCUGGUUGUUAAUUGGAAUCAGCUGGUUCAGUGACAGAGCAAAACAAAUACAUGGCAUGGAGAUGACCACUCUUACUGACCUUAUUCUCUACAUGCAGCUAUCAAAACCACCCAAAUCUACUUUACCAAAUGCUUUUCUUGCUCCUAUAUUUUCUGUAUAUUUUGUCUCGUGUGUCUGUUUCUAUACUCUUGUCUUUUAGAAAAUGUACAGCUCUUUGUCGAGCUUCCACUGUUUAUCAAUAAAUGAAAACUGACUCGACUUGACCACUGUUUGUCUCCUAAUCCCCACAGUUUUCUCAUGUCUCUUCUUUGUGGUGUGUUUUAUGUUUACAGGCCAUCUUGGAGCUGCAGUCUGGGAAGUACUUGAAAACAAUCGAUGAAGAUGAUGUUUUACAAAUUGACAAGGACGACAGAUCUCUCUAUGUCUUCAGUAGCUUCACCACCCCGGCCUUUCUGCACUGUCAGAAGGUCUGACUCAGUGUUUACUACAUCAGGAACCUGAUUCUGAAAUGCAGAAGAGCUUUAAAACAUCACCAUGAGGAUUAAUACCACUCUUUUUUUUUCAUGUGUUACUUCUUUACCAGCUUGGCUGCCGAAUGGUGAGUCCACUGGUGGUGUUGUUCUGUCUACAGCAGCAGCAUUGUGUCCCCAAAUCGGAGAAGCCUGUCUACAACAUGGCCAUGGCUGACAUCGUAAUUACCUGCACAAGCCUGGAUAAAGCAACGCGGGUUUGUUCACUGCCUCUGAUACUUUUCAGACUGGUGUACGAAUAAGAAACCAUAGUCUAAAGUUGGUCAGAAAGAUAACGACAAGGCCAAAAAUCUCAAACAUUAUUUGAAGAAAAUGUAAAGCAGUUUACUUAAAAACAAAUGUAAUAGCUUUUAUUUUCUUCUGUUGUGAUGUGAUUUAAUGGAUUUGAUCAUUUGGUUUUAGGGGAAAAGACACAAAAAUUAAACUUUUGAGAAGUUGUGAUAUUUGAAUAAUAAACAUUUUUAUCAUUGUAUGAAAUGACAGUGCACAAUCAUGGAGUACUUUGUCGGAUUUGCGUUAAAAAUGCCCACCUGAUUCAUUCAGUUACAAAGGUUUUGGGUGAAGAGACUGAUGCUCUCUGAUCUGAAUGUCUCCUCCUCGUUCUAAUCUACAGACAGACGUGAUGGAUCUGGUGCAGCUCAUGGGUGGACGAGUCUACCCUGACCUCAAUAUAUCUGUUACACACCUGAUAGCAGGAGAGGUGGGCAGCAAGAAAUACCUGGUCGCUGCCAGCCUGGGGAAACCCAUCCUGCUGCCCAGCUGGGUCAAAGCCUGCUGGGAGAAAUCUCAAGACAGGUAGCUGUUAGGAAUUCUCUUCUAUUUCAUUAUUUUUGCUUUUAAGAUAUUAAAAACUGAUUGAUUCUACUAGAUUAACUCUUUUUAAAUAAUUAUACAGAGCUGCGGAAUAAGUUAUGUUUUAAAAGUUAUAACAGAACCAAAACACUUGAUGUGAUUUUGAUUUCAAGUACUUUGGUUUGUGCGUCUCUCAGUCUUUUCAGGUACACAGAUCUGCCCUUGGAGGAAUACCUGUGCCCUGUGCUGCAUGGCUGUACUGUCUGUGUGACCGGCCUCUCCAGUACAGAGCGUAAAGAAGUGCAGCGUCUGUGUGAGGAGCACGGAGCCAAGUACACCGGUCAGCUCAAAAUGAACGAGUGCACACACCUCAUCGUCAGUGAACCGACAGGUAAGUCACCAACAGUUCCAGCUCAUCAGCUGAACGAUUUAAAGAAAUUUGAUGAUUGUGUUUAAGAAGUCUUUAUCAGUGUCAGGUUGAUAGUGAAUGCUCGUUUGUGGUUUCAGGUCAGAAGUACGAGUGUGCACAAAGAUGGAAUGUGUAUUGCGUGUCUCUGCAAUGGCUGUUUGACAGCAUCCAGAAGGGAUUUUGUCAGGAUGAGAGCCAAUACGCCGUACGGCGCAACGCAGCAAAGACAACAAGACCGCACACCUCAACACCUACCGGAACAAGCAAGAAAGAAGGUGAGCCGGAGACCGGUUAUUGUCUGUAUUAAAAAUGAUGACUCUGUUGUUGUUGUUAUUUUUGGCAGUUUAAAGGGAUAUUCCGGUGCAAAAUCAAUUUAGGGUCAAACACACCGCAACACCGAGUUAGACAACCCCUUGAGAGAUGAAUGUUGCCGACCGCUUGCUUCUCUAGUUAUACCAACUUUAGUAACAACGGCACGAUAGCAAUACACAGCGAUCUGAGGAGCUAUAAACAAACCUCAACCAAAACGCCACUCUAUAGCCACAAAUAAUGCUCAGAACAGCACCUAACUUCAUCAACAGUACAUAUAGGGUCCUAGCCACCAAACAUCUUUUUAACUUUGCCUAAUUUCUUUAGCAAAGAGACUAAACACAUCUCACCUACUCUGUGUAUUGCUAUCUGGGGUCGUCACUAAAGUUGGUAUAACUAGAGAAGGAAGCGGUCUGCAACAUUCAUCUCUCGAGGGGGUGUCUAACUCGUUGUUACGGUGUGUUUGACCCUAGAUUAAUUUUACGCCAGAAUAUCCCUUUAAGUCUAAAUUGAAUGAAUUGUAAUCGGGAAUCCUGUUUGUUAUCAUUUCAGAUGGGCCCUCUCUGCUGGGUUUGAGUCAUAUCUCUGUCAAUGCCAGCAGGACAAUAAAUGACACAGCCCUCACUAACGGCGUCAUGAGUCGUCUGGAGGCUCCUGACCCCAUAGACAGCAUGGACCUGACUGUCUGCCCAGCUGAUGAUGUACUGGAUGGCUGUAAGGUACAGAGAAGAGCGUUACUUUUACCCUAUUAGCAGCUUUUUGAGUCAAACUGGACUAACAGGCCUGAUGCUUUAUAAUACGUGUUAUUGUCGUGUAGUUGUAUCUGUGCGGCCUCUCGGGAAAGAAGCUGGAGAAGUUGAGGCGGCUUGUGAACGCAGCAGGAGGACUUCACUUUAACCAGCCCAGUGAGGAACUCACACAUGUGGUCAUGGGAGACCUGGACCGGGACUUUAAGAACUUCUUGUCCAAAGCAGCACACAGGUCUGGACUUCAAAGAUUGUGUUGACCGCAUCUUUUAUUUUACAUCAGAUCCUCUUGGCUCUGUAUGUUUCCAUCUUUUCCUAAAGGUCCUAAAGUCUCUCAGUAUAUAGACUCAGACUGUAGUUUCCAGCUUCGACUUCAAGUUUUAUUUCUGUAUCUCUUUUGUUACUUCACAGACCUCAUGUCGUAACGGUGCAGUGGCUGCUGGACAGUUUCAACAGAGGCAGUCUGCUCCCAGAAGAAGAUUUCCUUCACCCAGACUGUCUCCCUCCUGCUGCGUCCGUCCCUGCCCGUCACACUCCCUCCUCUCGGCUCUCAGCUGUCCCCUCUGUAGCCAGUCCCAGCACCCCUCAACACAAGAAGACAGAUGAAGAUCUGCUCUCACAGUACAUGGAUGACGACCCCACAGUCGGCAAGUAUCUGUAGUUGAAGACUUAUUUGAGCACUUUCACAAGAUUCAGUUUUAUUUAUUGGGGCGAUUUUUUUUUUUCUUCUUCCACCCUUUAGUGGACAUCCCUCCUCCAGCUGAGGAACGCAGCAGAAAGUCCAUCAGCACAGCUGCAGAGCCUCAGUCUGAACCCUGGGCACCAAACCAGACCAGAGGACAGGAGCCUGAAUCCAUGCUGCAGGAGGCCAGUGAGGCGGGGUUGUUUUUCGGGAAAUCGUUCCUCCUUUUAGGCUUCGGCGCCGACGCUGAGGCCCAGCUGUCUGUGCUGGUGACGGAGAAUGGAGGCCGACUGCUGGUGGGCCGUACCCGUGUUGUGGCAGACUAUGCGGUGGUCCCACUGCUGGGCUGUUCAGUGGAGGCCACAGUGGAUGAAGUGGUCACUGAUACCUGGCUGGUAAGAUCAGAGUCAGACUUUGAGGCAAAAGCUGCAAUUUGGCGCUAAAAAGAAAGAACAUCAAUAAAGUAGUGUACGUUGUAGGUUUGAAACCUUUAAAUAAUCAUGUGUGUCUCUGUUCUUUCUCUCUCAGGCCAUGUGUUUAGAGAAGGAGUGUGUUCUGCAGCUCUCCUCCAACCCUCUGUUUACUCCGGUUCCUGUGAUGGACGGACGUUCUCCUCUCAAAGAUUGCGUCCUCUCUGUCAGCCAGUUCACCGGAGCAGAGAGGGAGUCUUUGGUGGAGCUGGCAAAGCGCCUCGGAGCAACGUAUGUAUGAUCCCAUUGACUGUCCUUCUCAUAAACUGUGUAGUUUAAUCUUUUGUGAGCUGUAGGAGUGUUUGGUACUAUUUUAAAAACAUUAUUUAAUGAAUUCAAGAGAGGCUGAGACAGUUUUUUUUUAUGAAAAAAAAAAAGUGACGUUGUAUUCUGGAUAAACAAAAUAUUAAAAGAAGGAUUUUAGCUGCACAAUUUUCAAACUGUAGUAGCCUGUUUGGUUUUGCCACUUCUAUAAAUUCACUUUACACCUGCAGACUUUCACCCUCACGUCCUGCCAGCUCGAUGUGAACCACAUUCACCCCCUUAUUCUUCACUCUUUCUUCUCUCCCUCCUGCAGUGUCCAGGAUUACUUUGUGCGCCUGGCCAACCAGAAGAAAGGCAUGCUGGCCAGCAGUCAUCUAGUGUUGCAGAGCCCUGAAGGCACAAAGUAUCAGGCAGCAAAGAAAUGGGGGCUUCCAGCUGUCACCAUGAACUGGAUACUGGCGUCAGCUCGGACCGGCGUGAAAGCAGAUGAGGGGCAUUUCCUAGUCGACCUGCCUCCUUCACCGGGUUAGAAAAGCAUGAUUUAUGUGGUGUAUAAAAAUGCGUGUUUUAUUGCAGUUGGGUGGAUGUGGAAUAUCUGCCCAUCGUGCAUGGAUUGAUUUGGGAGAUUUCUUUUGGAAAAUUAAUUAAAAGUUGAACAUUUUUCCACAAUUUCCAGCAAAAAAUCACACAAAUUAUUUCAUUUUUCUACAGAGAGGGAUGAGGAGAGCUUUGUCACUGGUUCACAGACCCUGACCAUGCCUCCUCCUGCUCGUCCAUCUCCAGAGAUCCCUCUUUUGGGUUUCCAGAGCCUUAAGCCUAUCACUCCACUGGAUCCGAGCCGCUUAAAGAGCAAAAUGUCCUCCUCCAUGUGGAACAAGAUGAAAGCCAAAGAAGAUGUCAGGACCCCCAAACAAAACCAGGAUGGCAGCGGUAAGAAAGCUCUGCAGAAGGAGGCCUUGCUGCGGCUGGGUGGGUGGAUGUGGAAUAUCUACCCAUCGUGCAUGGAUUGAUUUGGGAGAUUUCUUUUGAAAAAAUUAAAUAAAAGUUGAACAUUUUCCCACAAUUUCCAGCAAAAAUCACAUGUACAAUCACAAUAAAUCAUUUCCAGCUCUCGUAAAUCUAGUUUUAGUCUAUUUCUUGUGCUUUUUAGUCUAUAACAAGAAAAUUAUUUUAUUUUUCUACAGAGAGGGAUGAGGAGAUCCCUCUUUUGGGUUAUCAGAGCCUUAAGCCUAUCACUCCACUGGAUCCGAGCCGCUUCCAGAGCAAAAUGUUCCAGUCUGUAUUGAACGAGAUGAAAGCCAAAGAAGAUGUCAGGACCCCCGAACAAAACCAGGAGGGCAGCGGUAAGAAAGCUCUGCAGAAGGAGGCCUUGCAGCAGCUGGACUCCCCCUCUGUUUUCCUCAGCAGAAACCAGCUCUUCAGGCCCAAGUGGAACAUCAAGGUUUGGACUCAGUGAGCAGUAACACAACUUGGAGCUAGAAUUACAGUCUUGACUGUUUAUUUAGUGGUUUAAGGUGCAUGAAUAUCUUUGAAAUAGCCUAUUAGAUACACAGUCUGGAUUGUUUCUCUUUUUUUAAGGAUGCACUUGAAGCGUUGGAGUCUCCAGAAGGAAGAUCCAAACCAGAAGAGAGGGUGGAGACCCCACUCACUGAGCUCGUCAAUAGGAACCUCAAGGUGGCUUUGGCCAACAGCAGCAGGAACGCUGUCUUCGAAAUGGAAGCUACAUCCGCCAGCCCCCAACUUGACAAGACUGCUGAGAAGGAGGUAAACUAAAAGACAAAAGAAAGACUUCUGCGCUCAGCGAUGGAGUCCAUUUUUUCCUCUUUCAGUUAAGUGAUCGUUUUGUUUUUGAUCUUUGAUUUGUUUUUGUUUUCUAAGGCUCCUGAGAAAGAAUCCGCCCCUCUUGCUGGUGUUGUGAUCUGUGUGGGAAAGAAGCUGAGCAAAAUGCAGAGUGAACUCAACGCAAUUGCUGCCUCGCUUGGAGCAGACUUCAGGUAUUUUUAAGACCUUCAUGGUCAAUCUGAAUACCGGACUUCGUAGUCCCUCUUUUUUCCUGUGUUGUACCUUUUUAUUGUUAUUGAUUGAGGAGAAAUUACACUGAAAUUGAACAUUUGAUAUUUCUGAGCCGGACUGCUAAAGCUUCGCGAGGUAAAUUUAACAAUGAUGAUUGAAUUUGUCUCCCAAAACUUUCACUGAAAUAGUUUUGAAAUGGUUCUCUCUAGAGUAAGGAUUACUUUGAAGGACAUAUGGGGAUUGAUUUCAGACAAGUACACAGGACCUAUUCUUUAUUUUUUUUUCCAAUAUCAUCAUCAUCUUGCUUCAAGGUGGGCUUGUGACGACACUGUGACACACUACAUCUACCAAGGCCGUGUGGGGGACAACACCCGCGAAUACAGAGGAGUGAAGGAGAGGGGGCUGCAUGUGGUCUCCCAGCACUGGCUGAAGGCUGUACGUAUCCUGAACUCUGUGAUCAAGAUAUAUAUUUAAUCCUGACCUGACUGACAUCUUAAAUACAACAGUUAUUGACAUUAAGUAUGACUUUUUUGGUUGUUAUUUUAUAAUAAAUAAAUCAGUCAUAUCACAUGAUAUACAUUCAUCCAAACAACCGAACACCUCAUAGUACCCAUAGAGUGGCUUAAAAUAAACACAUUCAUGAUAAAUGACAUGUAAAAUAAGUAAUUCAUCCAGUCUUAUUCUUAAUCCAUGGAGACAAGUGGCAUCUACAUGGGCGUAUACACAGGGUCAGGCCUGCACCCUGCAUGACAGCCGUUUAUAUGCAGCAUUUUAAGAAAUGUUAAGUCAUGAAAUUUUGGUUCAGGGCUGAAAAACAUGCAGAAAAUCACAUUCAGGCAACUAUCAUUUAUUGUUCAUUUAAGUAGCUUCUUUCAAACUUUACAUAAAAAAACAAUCAAACAAAUGAGGCAGAAAAAUGUCAUUAAUGUGGGUUAUAUAAGCUUGUUUAGCGAUUGUGUCCUGAAGAAAAAACAUGAAUUCAUAUUAACGAAGACUUGAUGUAAUUUGGGUCUAAUUUCAUGGGCACAUUCAGUAUUUAUCUGCACAUUUCUCCUGGGGAAUUAUUAUCAUCCCAUCAACAAAAGCCGAAUAUUUAAUCAUAAACCGCUUUGAUAUGCUAAUCCUACAAACACAUGGGGGCUUCGUGUUUCCUCUUGUUGUAGUUUCAUUCUGCUAAUUCUUGUGGCAGCUCCAAUAAACUCGUAUAUGCUGUGUGAAUAUGUGCUAACACAUAACCCGUGUUUCUUUGCGCAGUGUGCUGAAGAGGAGAGACGUGUCCCUGAGUCUCUGUACCCGUUCACCUACAACCCAAAGAUGAGCCUCAACCUCAGCCAGGUGCCCACUUGCUCCCAAAGGUCUUCAGUUUUAACACGAACACAAAUGAAAGAGAUGGCUGAGGCAAAGAACGACGAGGUGAGGGCGAGACGAGUCGUUUUAAUCGCGUAGAUUCAGUGAGACGAUGUGCGACUGUGUUCAUGUACCGGGAGGAUCAAUAUUUAAUGUUGUUAUCAGACUAAGAGGUUCCUCAUUAAUUCAGGACCAGGACUGUCUUAUCUAAUUGUCUCUCUGUUUCUCAGUGUAAUUUUGUGUUUUAAUGAUCUGCCCCGUCAGUGUGAACACAGUGUGAACCAAGACGACACUACAACCUCACGUCGAGUGAGUGACGGGAGUGUGGAUCAAGAUGAGACAAAUGACGCAGCAGAGAAAAGUGGUGGGUGUUGUUCUGAGAUUUAAUUUUGAUUUCUAAAAAGACCAGACCAACCUAGACCCAAGCAGGCCUAACAACACUCAACCAAAUCACAUCAGACCAGACCAGACUAAACCAAACCAAACAGAAUCAGGCCAAACCAAACUAAAUUAAACCAGAGCAGACCAAACUAACCAGAUCUAUUCAAACCAGACCCAACAGAACCAAAACCAGACUGAAUCAAACUAAACUAAACCAAAACCACACCAGGCCAAAGAAGACCUAACCAGAUCAGACCAAACUUACCGAACCAAACUAAACCAAACCAAAGUAAACAGAAGCAGUCCUAACCGAAAGAAAUCAUACUAGACCAGACCUAACCAAAGCAAACAGAAUUAUCCAAAACCAGACCAGGCCAAACCAGACUAGACCACACUUAACCAAAACCAGACCAGACCAGACUAGACCAGACCUAACCAAAUCAGACCAGACGAGCAGAUCAAGCCAAAUCAAAAUAAACCUGAACUUUAUUCACAACAUAUUUACAGGAAGCACACAGAGGAAAACAUGAAGCUAAUAAAAGAAACAACUUCAAAUAGAGGAAGAAAGAGUGAGAUAAAAAAAUGUCAGAGUGGUGACACAGCGAUAAAAUAAAAUUUAUGGUAAGAAUGACCCGAACAGUGACGGGAAAAAUAAAACAUUUAUGAUAAAAGAGUUCGUUGGUUAGCGGAAAUUAAAAGCGGAAGAUUAAAAGUGUGUUCAGAAAAUCUUAUCAGAUGGUGGAAGGAGGAGAGUCCCACAGUUUUUAAGCACAGAUGGAUGAAGCCCUGUCUCCAUAACACUCGAUCCUAAGUCUCUGACAGUGUGAUAUGGGGACAGGAGCCCUGGGAUUUCAGAGCAGGCCGGUUCUUUCAGCACCUUCCACUCGAACAACAGGUUUUUAAAACUGAUUCUGUAGCUGACAGGCAGCCGGUGUUGGGAGGAUAAAAUCAGAGUAAUGUGGUCCCUCUGUCUUGACCUUGUCAGAUUUAUGGCCGCUGUAUUAUGAAGCUUUGUGUGCCGGCUCACUGACUCAUACUCGCAUAGAUAAUUACUUUCUGUGUUGGAGUGAUUUUAGGGGUUCCGAGAGACCAGAUAUGCUUCUGCCAUUACUGCUAUCAGAGUAGACGGAGUGCUUGAAUCAUCAACUAACUUUUAGACAAAAUAACAAGAUACUAACUUGUGUGCACAAGAUGGAAAAAGUAAUGCUGUCGCAGGACUUCAGGGUGUCUUUUGUGUCUCCAGGUAUUUCAGAGACUCUAGAGAUGAGAGAGAACCUGCAAAGACAGCUUCAGGAGAUCAUGUCAGCCACCAAGCUAACAACAGGGCGACGCACUUUGGCCAGACUCAGCGGGAUGGGAUCAAGAGGUGCCAACUCAGGCCCACACACACCUGAAGUGAGCUGCCUGGGACGCAGUGGGAACAGAAGAACUCUGGAAGCUCUGAGGUUAGGAAACAGUUGGAGUAAUUGUGGAGUUCAACCUUUUCUAAACAAGAUUGAUAUUAUAAUCGAUCGUGUCCUGACUCCAGGGUCACCAGAGAGGCAGCGAUGGAUCUAAACACAGAGCCGUCCCAGAGUGAACAGAUAGUUUGGGAUGACCCCACGGCGAGAGAGGAGAGGGCUAAACUGGCUGAUAAUCUCCAGUGGCCUGGCAGUCCCUCACAGCACUCUGAGCCCCUCGCUCCUCCGCCUCCCCCUACUGCAGAAAACGGCGCUCGCUACAGAGACUCCAUGACUGACUCUGAGCUGGUGGAGAUGGGUGAGAGAUUUCUCUGAAAUUCAAUCAUGAUUUGCAUAUACUUGGUAAAAACUUCAGAAGUGAAGUUUGAACAAGUGAACUCUAACUAUUAUUACUUUUCUUUUUCAAGCUGCUUGUGACGCCAUUGACCAGUGUAUGGGACGUAAGGUCAAACCCCCGACCGCAGAGAGGCAAGAAAGUGACAUCCUCACUCCUGAAGCACCCAGCAUCGCUUUCCCACUUGCCAACCCCCCAGUGGCUCCAGAGCCAGAGGUAAAGAUCGGCAUUUUUACUAGGGCCCAACCGAUAUAGAUUUUUUUUGGGCCGAUGCUGAUAACGAUUAUUAAAAAUCCGACUACUGCUUAAUCGGCCUAUUUUUUUUUGUUUAUUAAGUUAUAGAAAAAAAAUAUAUAUAUACUGUAGAUAUCUUCAGUAUACUAUAUACUGUAGACUACUGCUCUUCACGCCGACAGGAACACCGACUGAUCAAACUCGGACAGAAAAGCGUUUUCAACUCCCCUCCCCGUCGCCGCCAAUCUCGGUGCCUCCGCGUCUUAACUUGCGUUACACAUUUCCGGUCUCAUCUUGGGACAUGCAGCUGCCUCAGUAAGAGAAGUAGCUCGAUCACGUAAUGUGUACUCUUGUUUAUUCUACCGUUACUGGCACGGCUAGCAGUGUAGCAAGGCUAAUAGCAGGUGGCUAACUUUAACUUUAGCUCGCAUUUUACAUGGUGCUUCACCGUUAACUCGGCGUGACCGAGACCAGCACAGCGGGGAACAUGGUGAAGUGGGUUGAACUGAAACUUGAUGACUUGUCCACUUCACAAACUAGUUUAUUUCCCGUUGAGGCGGACCACUCUCCUUCGUGCGUCCCUGAGCUGCCUGCUGCACAUCUGUCACUCUGCUGUGAGGUCUUUAGUGGAUGAAGACUGUCAUGAGGUCGCUGCGGCAUCUACAGGAUAAGUCGGAACUUUACUAACGGCGGAACAUUUUCGAAGUGAAACCGAAUCUUAUUCUCCGCAUUUUAUUUCUGAAAAUAUCUGCGACAAUCGGCGAGUUUUGGCCGAUUACCGAUUAGUCUCAAAUGGGCUAAAAUUGGCCGAUUUAAUAAAAAAAUAAAAAAAAUUAGUAAAUAAACUCAUAAACACAUACAGAUAAUUACUUGAUAAAUCAUAUGAUGUGUCGUUUUUUCAGCUGUAUUAUGCACCCUCUGUUAUAUCCACUGAUGUUAGAAGUUUCACCUUGUCCCUCAGGAGGAGCGUGAGGAAGAAAAGCAGCCGCCCAGGUUUCAGCUGUCCUCCCUCAGCCCUCAGGAGCGCAUCGACUACAGCCACCUCAUCGAGGAGCUCGGUGAGUCUAAUUAGUCCUCUAAGAGCGUUUCAUCACGCUGCACAUCACAGGCCUGGAGUCAGAGAAGCUAAUCCCUGAUGACUAAGAGGGAGGAUGUGCCUGCAGGGUCUGCUAAUAUUUCCUCUCACAGAUGCUUCCACAGACAGAAAUAUUGGGCCGUAUUCACAUCUAUAACAUCAGACUUGAAUGAUAAAUUCUUGAACUUACAGACAGAAACAUCAGGAGUCAAAUCUUUAAACUUUUAAGGUUGACUCUUCUUUGAACCUUUGACUCUCGUUUGAGUUCAGAGUUUCUUAUCCGCUGUCCUUUUUAUUCCCUUUCCUUCGACUUGUGUCUGGUUUUGUAGGUGGUGUGGUUCUGGACAAGCAGUCCUUCGACCCCAGCUGCUCUCACAUCAUUGUCGGGACCCCUCUGCGUAAUGAGAAGUAUCUGGCAGCGAUGGCGGCGGGAAAAUGGAUCCUGCAUCGCUCGUAUCUGGAGGCCUGCCGCUCUGCAGGUCACUUCAUCCAGGUCAGAAUCAGGAUUUAAACGCAUCUGCAGCAGGUUUAGCCAUUGUUGUGGUUCUGUUUGGCCAAAUACAGAUUUACUGUGGAACAUCAAGCAGUAAAGGUUGGACUUUUUAGAUGAAACUGUAUUUUAAAAACAUAUUUAAGGGUCUACAUUAAGUUAAGAGUGCUAUUUUUUAAUACUGGGAAAGAUUGAUAAUUUCUGCCUUUGCUCAUGUUGCAGGAGGAUGAGUACGAAUGGGGCAGCAGCUCCAUCCUGGAUGCUCUACCCUCUGUCACCUCCCAGCAAAGGAGACUAGCUCUGGCUGCCAUGCGCUGGAGAAAAACGCUGCAGGGACGCUCCGAGCAAGAGGUACAUGAACACACAGCAAACAGACCUGUUUUAACCUCCUGCAGUUUUUAUGUUAUUGUCAGUUACCUGGAUGCUAAAGUGAAGUAACCUUUUUUUCUGUAUUUUAGGGAGCCUUCAGUGGGUGGACAGUUAUGUUGAAUAUCGACCAGAGCAGAGAAUCAGGCUUCAGGCGCUUACUGCAGUCUGGCAGAGCUAAGGUUGGUGCUUGUUCGUCUUUUUUGUGUGUGUGUGUAUGAGUGUUGAAUCCAGCAUUUUUGGUCUUCUACUGCAAGCCCUCUGCUUUUCAAACCAGACAAACAGUUUUCACGUGAACAUGAAAGUCCUCGAAAAAGCCCAAAUUUCUCAUAUGUGAGCUGAAACUGAAAAUUUCAACCAGAAUUUACCCUGAGUUUUUUGGUAGAAUGUCCAAAAAAAAAACUCAGGAUGAUAUUAAAUGAUUUAAGAAAAUUAACAGGAAGCCAAUCAGGUGAAGUAGACUAUAGACAGAGGUUUAUGAAGAAGCAACUUUAGAGGUAACCCUUUCUUUUACGGUACAGUUAUUACCCGGUAAUUACCUAGUAACAACAUGAAAUUAUCUAGUAAUUACAUGAUAACUACUAAGUCAAUACUGUCUAGUUUUUCUUUUUUCUGUGCAGCUCCAUUUUCAAAAGCUAUUUGGGGUUCUUAUUUUCUAUGAUUGACACUUGAUACAGCCUAUGGGCGUGCGAAGAUUGCGUAGCUUUACGCUGUUUGAGCCGAGCGUUAUCACAGCGACUCACCUGCCGAAUGCGUACAAUACUACUGCGCAAGUGGUGGUACCAGGAAGCGGAGAAAAUCCUGGAAAUACCAGAGCAAUUCGGCUUCAAAUUUGUAUGAUGAUGGAAAGUUACCAACCAGGUAGCUAGACAGUAUUGACUUAGUAGUUAUCAUGUAAUUACCAGAUAAUUUCAUGUUGUUACUAGGUAAUUACCUGUUAAUUACCUGGUAAUAAGUGAACUGUAAAAGAAAGGGUUACCACUUUUGAAAUUUCUCACGCAGAACCCCUGAAAAUGUCUAAAAAUAUAUAUUUAAGCUGUAGUUCUAACCUUGCUUCUUAUUUCUCCAGGUUAUGCAGAGUCCCUCCCCCUCCUUGUAUAAAGAAACCACUCACCUGUUUGCAGACUUUAGUCGAUUGAACCCCGGAGACUUCAGGGUCAACAUAUCAGAGGCAAGUUCUCUAGGAGUCGCAUGCCUGAAGCCGGAGUACAUCGCCGACUACCUCAUGCAGGUCAGUUCAGUGGUGCUACAUAUUGAUCCUGAAGAGUUUUUCUCUUCAGAAUCAGAAUCUCAUGUCUUUUGAUCGUCAUGUCUUCUGAUUUUUCAAACAUGUAUUUAAAAAAAAAAACUCCAUCUAAGAGGAUUAAAUGUUCGUGGUGCACCUUUCUUCUCCCAGGAGCCGACCCCACCUAUCGAGCUGUACCACCUGACUGAAGCUCCAGCCGAAGAAACCCCAGACACCCCUUCACGUAAGCGCAAAUCAGCAGCAGGCAACUCUCGUCUGAAAAAGACUCGUUUGAACUGAAGUGCCUCCUUCUAAUGUUUCCCUCUUUGAAUUUCAGUGUCUGUGAAAGUGAUUGUAAAUAAAUUAUUUGUCUUUUAAUGUCAUUGAAAUAAAUCCAGAGCUUAUUUUGUCACUCGGGCUUCCUCACCGUAAAGCAGUUCACACUAGUUGGAUGGAGUUCGACACUGAUGGAUGACUCAAUGAAGGUCUGCAGAAAAUGUUGAGUCACGUUUUGUAAUUGGGUGCAGAGACGAGUCCAGGCCUGUAGGGGGCAGUGCAUUAUCACUUAAUGACUCAGAAGUGUUCUCAGCAUCGUGAUGGAAAAAAGUGAGUCACUUAUGUGCAGGUUUAGAGCUGCAAGAUGACUUUUAGGUUACAUUAACUUAACGCUAUAAUUUCAGCUGAUUCAUACUUUAAAUUUUAGUGUUUUUUUUUUCAUUUUCUUUCCUUUUGAAAUCAAUAUAAUUUAUCUUUUUUUAAAUUACUUUCAUAAUUUCCUUCAGGUCUUGCUAAACUGCUUGUGCCACUGCCAUUUCAGGAGUAAAAGAGUCAUCCACCAGCUAACAAAUCA
Messenger RNA from Xyrichtys novacula (pearly razorfish), 14603 nucleotides. The record is from the annotation of a GenBank genome assembly. Lineage: Eukaryota; Metazoa; Chordata; Actinopteri; Labriformes; Labridae.